AUGUCUUUUUUACAUAAUAAUUCGUGUGAGUGUACAAAGUCGGAGCUUGACUUAUUUACAAUACCUCCAACACAAACAACGAUCGAAGAUUCUACAUGGGCUUAUUACAAUCCUAUUAGUUCAAUGAGUGAUGAUUCGCAAAUCGAAUUUCAUGUACCUGGAAUAAGUGAGGAAUAUAUAGACUUACCACAUACACUGUUAAAAAUUCGUGCUAAGAUUGUGGAUAAAAAUGGGGCAGUAGCACCGGCAACUGACGCUGUAGGGCCAGUUAAUUUAACACUCCACAGUCUCUUUCAAAAAGUUGAUGUAUUAUUCAAUCAAAAAUUAGUAUCAGCUUCAAAUAGCACAUAUCCUUACAGAGCAUACAUUGAAACAAUUCUUAAUUAUAGAUAUGAUGCAACAAAUAGUCAUCUUCAACUAGCGUUAUGGUAUCCUGACACUCCCGGACGUAUGAAUACAAAUAGUGUUGUUGCUGCAGAUGCAAAAAAUGAAGGCUUAGUUGCCAGAUGUGUUCAUACGAAUGCCGGAAAACAAUUUGAGAUGAUUGGGCAUUUACAUGUUGAUGUAUUUAACCAGGAAAAAUUUUUAUUGAACGGGAUUGAAAUGAAAAUUAAUCUCACACGGUCAAAACAAGAAUUUUGUUUAAUGGAUACCUUAAACGACAAGGAUUAUAAAAUACAAAUAUUAGAAGCGUCAUUGAUUGUACGCCGAGUCAAGCUAAAUCCUCAUAUUAUGAUUGCUCAUGCAAAAGCCUUAGCGAAAACGACAGCUAAAUAUCCCCUUACUAGAGUGGAGGUCAAGAGUUUUUUACUCACCGCAGGAAUCCUUGGAAAUUGUCUCGACAAUAUUAUUAUUGGUACUUUACCUAAGCGAGUUGUUAUUGGAUUUGUUGAUAACCGGGGCUUUAAUGGUAAUAGGCUCUAUAAUCCAUUCUACUUCCAACACUUUAAUAUAAAUUUUCUAUGUCUCUACGUCGAUGGUAAACAAAUACCUGGAAAACCGUUGCAGCCUACAUUUUCCAAUAAUAUAUUUGAUGCUGAGGCAUACCACACACUUUUUUCUGGUACUGGUAUUCAUUUUGGAGACCAUGGCAUGCAAAUAGAUAGAGAUAGCUAUAGAAAAGGUUAUACGUUAUUUGCUUUUGACUUAACACCAGAUCUUUCCGCACAUAGUGCUGGUCAUUGGAACUUAAUUAAGAGUGGUAGCCUGCGUAUUAAAGUACGCUUCAGUGAAGCUUUGGCGCAAGUCGUUAAUUGUCUUGUUUAUGCCGAAUAUGAUAAUAUUAUCGAAAUAGACUCCAGCCGUCAAGUUAUAAUGGAUUAUAGUAAUUAA
Aphidius gifuensis is the source of this 1332-nucleotide messenger RNA. RefSeq lists its product as uncharacterized. Gene Ontology annotation, molecular function: ribonucleoside-diphosphate reductase activity, thioredoxin disulfide as acceptor. The coding region runs from base 1 to 1332 and encodes 443 amino acids. NCBI's taxonomy places the organism in Eukaryota, Metazoa, Arthropoda, Insecta, Hymenoptera, Braconidae. Gene Ontology annotation, cellular component: cytosol. The transcript has a single exon. The record is from RefSeq and is a predicted model, not a curated record. Gene Ontology annotation, biological process: deoxyribonucleotide biosynthetic process.